UUAAAAUGUUUCGUUAUUUGCCCUAGUCACAAAUGUAGUAGCACCAUUAGUUAGUUAGAUAAUAUAUAUUAUUUUGUUUGUUUGUAUUACAUUAAAAAUGUUCGUUCAGUGUUUAUUGUUUUUGUCCAUUUUCGGAUCGCUUAAUGCUGAUUAUUAUCGUAUGUCGCUACGGCCGAAGCCCUGCCUCAUACCCAACCUCGAGCACGGCAGGGUGCGCGUGCGACGGUCCACGGUGAUCAAAUUCAUGUGCCUGCAGAGGUACGAGCUGGUGGGGAACCGGUACGCCUCGUGCAAGGACGGCCAGUGGGACACCCCUCCCCCCGUUUGUGUCCGUGCCGGGUGUACCGUACCACAGAUAGAGAACGGGAUUGUAGCCGCUAGUAGAAACAACGCUUGGGUGAUGUAUUUUUGCUUGCCAGGCUUCAAGUUGGUCGGCUCCUCUGCGAUCUACUGCGACGGGAGGCGGUGGAACUCAACCGCUCCCACGUGCCUAAAUUCUACUAUCCAGAACUCUUUGAGCUGUGAUUUCGAGGACAGUCUCUGCGGAUGGACACAGGACGACCUUCAUGAUUUCGAUUGGAAGAGACUGAAUCAUAAAACGCCAAGUUCUUUUUUGAGUACUGGCCCCUCGUUUGACCAUACAUUAGGACCUAGGGCAUCUGGUUAUUACAUGUAUAUCGAGAGCACUUCUCGCUUAGAAAAUGACACAGCUCGGUUCGUGUCGCCAGUUUACGACGAAACUCUGGCCGACAAUGGCUGCUUCUCCUUCUUUUACCAUAUGUAUGGCAGGACGUGCGGCGGCCUCAGAGUCUACCAAAAGCCGGACAAUCUACCCCUUGAGGCAUUAGUGCAGUUCGACGCCGAAACCAAGAAGGAGUACAUACUGUUUGAGAAGUGGGGAAACCUGGGUGACGUGUGGUACAGUUCUGUGUCAACACUAAGGCAGUUCGAUGAUAACUUUCAGAUCAUCAUAGAAGGCAUAAGAGGCUCGAGCUACACCAGUGAUAUCGCUAUCGACGACGUCUCGAUUCUUCAAGGGGGUAACUGCACUGCGGCCAUAAACGCCGCCUCCACUCCGUCCCCCAACCCGUUUAUGUUGGACACGUGCGUUAACCGUUGCCGCACACUGGACACCGCGGACGCGACACCUGGCUGCGGUUGCACGAGCUCGUGUCUGGUGCACGGGAACUGCUGCCCUGACUUCUUCGACGUCUGUGUCUUCGUAUCAGACUCCACAAUACCCGAAGACAUGCUGCCAGCGAACAGUUCCGAGGAUUCUGUUGCACCUGUCACACAAAAACUAGUCGCCAAUACACCUGAAACUACUUCUACCUCAACCAGUACAUCUACUACUACAACUUCCACGACGACGACUACAACCCCGCGUCCAACAACAACGUCAACGACAACGACAACCACUACUACAACAACACAGCGGCCAACAACAACAACGACUACUACAACAACACAGCGGCCAACAACAUCCACUACGACAACGCAACGGCCAACAACAACCACAACGACGCAAAUACCAACGACAACGUCAACUACAACAACGCAACGACCAACAACCACGGAGAGUACGUCAAAGACUACUAAAUCAGCAACCACAGCAAAAAUUAUUACUAGCACACCAACAACAAAAGCACCCGCUGAGAAUACAAAAACGCAAUCAAGCACAACUACCAGAAAAUCUAUGGCAAUCACAAAAAAAUCAACAACUGGCGUGCCGUAUGGAAUUUCAAGAACAUUAGAAAACCACAAUGUUUAUCAUGAACUCGUUGAUAAGAAGAGAAAAGAACACACCGUCGAAACUAGGAAGCUCGUUCACGCACUUGUCAAAGAUGCUGAACAACAGAGCUCCCACGGUUGGAAGAUAGCUCUAAUUGUACUAGGAGUGGUGCUGUGUGUGGGCUUGUUGCUGGCGGUGCGCAUGCGCGGCAGCGCGCGCGCAUGCGUGGAACUUGCGGGCCUGCGUGCGCGCGUCACCAAUGACCCUGAAGUACGCUAUCUGUCUGCGGACAAUGACGAGUUCUAAAUAAACUGUGAUGCAAUGUCAA
Molecule: messenger RNA, 2060 nt
Organism: Pararge aegeria (speckled wood butterfly)
Lineage: Eukaryota; Metazoa; Arthropoda; Insecta; Lepidoptera; Nymphalidae
Exons: 10
Coding region: 98-2038 (646 amino acids)
Cellular component (GO): membrane
Source: RefSeq, a predicted model, not a curated record